Molecule: messenger RNA, 1707 nt
Organism: Bicyclus anynana (squinting bush brown)
Lineage: Eukaryota; Metazoa; Arthropoda; Insecta; Lepidoptera; Nymphalidae
Product: cytochrome P450 4C1-like
Exons: 10
Coding region: 37-1542 (501 amino acids)
Molecular function (GO): monooxygenase activity; iron ion binding; heme binding
Source: RefSeq, a predicted model, not a curated record
UUCGCCAUUUAGUGCUCAAUAGUUAACAAGGCAGUUAUGUCUUCAGUGCUUACAAUAAUUUUAUUAUCAACAAUUGUUUUGUUACUUUUAUAUUACCGAUGCAUGAAAAAUGAGAGAUUACUACUCAAGAUACCUGGACCCAGAUCAUUCCCUCUUAUUGGAAAUUCAUUUCAUUUUUGGAUGCCUCCAAAUAAACUAUUUCUGUUUUUAAGAACACUACACAAAUUAUACGGAGGUUUGAUUCGAAUGCACGCUGUAAACUUUUGGUCCGUUGGCUUGUAUAAUCCAGAAGAUAUUGAGAAAGUGUUGUCGUCGGUUCGCUAUAAUGAUAAACAGGGAGUCUACAAAUUUCUUCAGCCGUGGCUAGGUGAAGGUCUAUUAACCAGUAAUGGCUCCAAAUGGCACCAACGGCGCAAAUUAUUGACGCCAGCUUUUCACUUCAAUGUUUUGAAGAAAUAUUUCCAAACAAUCACUGAACAAACGGAAAUGUUUCUGAAAAAAGUAGAAAUGGAGGUCGGCAACACACAGACAGACAUACACCCCUUGAUAAGCUCUACGACGCUGCAAAUCACGUGUGAAACAACCAUGGGAACAUCAAUGAGUGAGGAAAUCAAAUCUGUUAUGUCAAAAUAUAUGAACGCAAUAGAAAUCGUCGGGGAAUCCGUAAUAAAAAGGAUAUGUAGAGCGUGGUUGCUUUAUGAACCUUUUUUCAAUUUAUCAAAAAUAGGACGCGAGCAAAAAGCUGCGCUAUCGGACUUGCACACAUUUACAAAUAAAAUUAUAAACGAAAGAAAACAAUUUCUGAUGAAUAUAAAAUCGUAUCGACAGGAAAAUGAUGAAAUUAUUAGCAACAAAAAAGGUAGAUUGGCGAUGCUAGACUUACUGAUUGAAAAUGAAAAAUUGGGACACAUUACUGUAGAAGGAAUUAGAGAAGAGGUUGAUACAUUUAUGUUUGCGGGCCAUGACACCACGGCUGCAGCACUAACAUUCCUACUAAUGGUAAUUGCUAACGAUAUUGAAGUUCAAGAAAAAAUCUAUCAGGAAAUGCAAAAUAUUUUUGGAGAAUCCCAACGUUCUGCUACAAUGCAGGAACUAAGCGAAAUGUCUUACUUAGAAUGCUGUAUAAAGGAGUCCUUACGAUUGUAUCCCAGCGUGCCAUUUAUAGCGCGAUAUGUAACUGAAGAAAUUAAUUUAUGCGGCUACACGAUACCAGCUCACACUAACUACCACAUAUUCAUCUAUGACUUGCAUCGCCGCGCUGAUAUAUACCCUGAACCAGAACGCUUCAUCCCUGAGAGGUUCCUUCCUGAGAAUUGUGCUAAGAGACACCGCUACGCCUAUAUACCCUUUAGCGCAGGUCCUAGGAAUUGCAUUGGUCAAAAAUUUGCGAUGCUGGAAAUGAAGAGUCUAGUAUCAAGUUUACUGAGAAGAUUUCGUUUGGAAGCUGUCACGAAACCAUCCGACUUACAAUUCAGAACUGAUCUAGUAUUACGUACUGAUAAUCAACCGAUAUACGUACGCUUUUGUAACAGAAUAUGUUGAGAUGUUUUACAUUUUAUAAAUAUCUGCAAAUAAAAUGUAGAACAAUUUUUUUUACAAGAUUUCGUUGGUUAUUUAUGAUGUUAUUUUUAUCAGCAAGGUUACAUAAGGUUAACUUUUAACAAUACUCGAUUUCAUAAUAAAUAUAAACUAAUAAUAAAACUAUAA